AUGGGAAAAACCAAGUUUACAGCCUUAGAACGUGUAAAUUCCAAUGACUAUAAAGAUGAUUUUUACGAAUCAAAUAAUAAAAUUAAAAAACAUCUCAUAGGAGCAUCCUCAAGAAAUAUAACAAAACAAGAAAUUAAUAUAGCGUUAGUUAAAGCAUUUGUGGAAGCUGAUAUCCCACUAAAAAAAGUCAAUAAAUUACAAACAUUCUUUAAAGAAUAUUGUAUUGAAGAAAAUAUGCUUAACGAUCCUUCAAAAGCGGUUAAAGAAUUAGCCAAAAUUUUUUUGAAUCAUGAAAAUAUUCUGAUCAUCGAAUUAAUCAUCGAAUUUAUUACUUUAAAUGCUCAACA
This is a messenger RNA of Racocetra persica, 347 nucleotides long. Lineage: Eukaryota; Fungi; Glomeromycota; Glomeromycetes; Diversisporales; Gigasporaceae. The record is from the annotation of a GenBank genome assembly.